This is a messenger RNA of Tribolium castaneum (red flour beetle), 1495 nucleotides long. RefSeq lists its product as uncharacterized. Lineage: Eukaryota; Metazoa; Arthropoda; Insecta; Coleoptera; Tenebrionidae. The transcript has a single exon. Gene Ontology annotation, cellular component: cytoplasm. Gene Ontology annotation, molecular function: glycosyltransferase activity. The coding region runs from base 84 to 1280 and encodes 398 amino acids. The record is from RefSeq and is a predicted model, not a curated record.
CCUGCGUUCAUCCACGAAACGUCAAACUCAUAUGUUUAUGUUAACCUCAAAAUCGCACAAUGUCAAACGAACUGAGCUAAAGAAUGAAAAAGUACCACCAGUUGAUGUUAUUAAUUAUUUCCAUUGUUAGUCUGAGUUUGUUCCUGAUUUACCGGCACGAGUACAACCGCCUGCAUUAUGUAUUAGAAGUGUUUAACUUUUUCGGGCAACCGUGCAACAUCUCCGACCUGCAGCAGACCGAAAACAUACUGAGCCACCACGACUGGGGCCCGCCGCCCGUCUGGCAGGAGCACGAAAGUGGCUACAUUUACUCCGCAUUUCUCACCCGGCAGAACGAAGCCAAGGCAUUGACUUUGCUCAGCGAUGAGAAACUGGUGCCUCGGAACUGCUACUUCUGGUUUGAGGACAAGAAGAAGCCAGUUAUUGGGAAAUUCAAGUUUUCCAAAGUGAUGAGUGACGAGAACGUCCGACUGAAUUUGUAUUUCUACAUUUGUGAGAUGAGCAACAGUGAACAUGUGCCAUAUGCGGUCUCGUUCAGUUUCAAGACGCGCAAAGAUAGCGAGUUGAAGAAAAUCAUGUUGACGAAUUCGUUCAAUCAUCAGGUGAAUAUUAACACGACGAUUUGCGUCUCGCCGUCGAUUUACAGCAAGCGGCGGCUUGUGGAGUUCAUAAGCUAUCAUAAAUUGAUCGGAAUCGACUCGUUUAUUUUUUAUAACAGGGAUGUUCCGCAUCGGUUGGUUAAAAUUAUCACGAAUCUCUCGACAAGGCUCGGUUUGCAAGCCGCGUUCUUGCCGUGGAAUUUCCCGAAAGGGGACAGUCUGGUCACGCGGUCAGUCGUCGAAAAUGAUUGUCUCUUGCGGACGUUCGGGCAGACUUCGUACGCCGUCACUUUGGAGUUAAACGAGUACAUUGUACCUUUGCACAGCUACAGUUUUAAUACUUUUUUGAAAAAUACCGACAGCGAGUCGGGCCGGAUCAGUCUGCCCGUGCAAAAAUUCUGUAUUGAGAACACCGAUACGGCAAAACCGAUUUCAAUGGUAAAUACGGACGUUUCAGAUGACUACAAUUAUAACGUAAUAGUUCGCUAUAUUUACAAGAACAAUCAAAGGAAGGAGGAUAUUUCCACUUAUGCCGUCGAUAAGGGGUUUGCCUCCAUACACAAGUACGUGAGAUGUUCGUUUGAACCUUCCAAAACGCGCAAAGACAAGUCCAUUUUGAAGUUUUCCACUGAUCUCACUCGGUCCACGCUUUUCCAACUCCUUUUGCACAAUCAAAUUUAAAAAGAGAGCAAGUGGAAGCAAUAAACAUCUUAUGAGGAAUGCCGAUAUUUUUGCUUCGAAUUAUACAUUUAAAUGCAUUUAUGGAUAUUAGGCUUGUAAACAAGUUAUUUCCGUUUACACAAUUUUGAUAAAUUACUACACGUGUAUUUAUUUUUAUUAUGUGUAAAUUUAUGUAACGACUCUGUAAUAUACAAGAAAUAAAUUUGGAAAAUGAA